Messenger RNA from Malurus melanocephalus (red-backed fairy wren), 9335 nucleotides. RefSeq names its product mucin-2-like. Gene Ontology annotation, cellular component: extracellular matrix. The transcript has 57 exons. The coding region runs from base 1 to 9243 and encodes 3080 amino acids. Gene Ontology annotation, molecular function: protein binding. The record is from RefSeq and is a predicted model, not a curated record. NCBI's taxonomy places the organism in Eukaryota, Metazoa, Chordata, Aves, Passeriformes, Maluridae.
AUGGGGCUAAGAGCGGCCAGCCUCUUCCUACUCUGGCUGGCUCUUUCCUCUGCUAAUGAAAUUAAGAAAGGAAGAACAAGAAGCCAUGGCCACUAUGUCUGCAGCACUUGGGGAAACAACCAUUUCAAAACUUUUGAUGGAGAUGUCUACCAAUUCCCUGGCAUUUGCGAGUAUAAUUUUGUUUCCGACUGCCGGGAGGCUUACAAGGAGUUCUCUGUCCACAUCCAGCGUGCUCUCAACAGCAAUGGCCACCCUGAGAUCCAGUAUAUUCUGAUGAAAAUCAAGGAUAUUAAGGUCUACCUCAAACCAAACCUGGUUGUGGUGGAUGGGCGGAUUGUCAAGACACCUUACUACAGCUCUGGUGUCCUCAUUGAGAGCAACGACAUUUACACCAAGAUUUAUGCCAAAUUAGGCAUGACUCUSAUGUGGAACCAGCAGGAUGCCCUGAUGGUGGAGCUAGACAACAAAUUUAAUAACCAUACCUGUGGUCUCUGUGGGGAUUACAAUGGAAUUCAAAUCUACAAUGAGUUCAUCAAGGGAGAUGCAAGCUACAACCCAAUUACAUUUGGGAAUUUACAGAAGAUCAGCAAACCCAAUGCCAAAUGUGAAGACCCAGAUGAAACUCAAGCUCUUCCAAGCUGUAACGGGCAUCGUGAUGAGUGUCAGAAGUUGCUGACUUCCCCUGCAUUUGCUGAUUGCCGGCUACGUCUGAAUUUGGAAAUGUACAUCCAAGCCUGCAUGCAGGACAAGUGUGCCUGUAAUGGGAAGGAGGACUCGUUCUGCCUCUGCAGCACCAUCUCUGAGUAUUCCCGYCAGUGUUCGCACGCAGGAGGCCGCCCAGGAGAAUGGAGGACACCGAACUUUUGCCCCAAGACCUGUCCUCCUACCAUGGUCUACAGAGAAAGCAGCUCACCCUGCAUGGAUACUUGCUCACACUUGGAGAUCAGCAGCCUUUGUGAGGAACACUACAUGGAUGGUUGUUUCUGCCCUGAAGGAACUGUGUAUGAUGACAUCAAUGAAAAAGGCUGCAUCCCUGUUAGCCAGUGCCGCUGCAAACUUGGUGGAAAGACAUACGCACCUGGAGAAACCAUUUCCCAUGACUGUGAAGAAUGCACCUGCAAUUCAGGCAGAUGGACCUGCAAAGAUUUACCCUGUCCAGGCACAUGCUCAGUGGAAGGAGGUUCCCAUAUUACCACCUUUGAUGGGAAGAAAUACACCUUCCAUGGAGACUGUUACUACGUGUUGGCCAAGGGCAAUGCAAAUGAGAGAUAUGCUCUUCUGGCAGAGCUGGCUCCCUGUGGCUCUACAGACAAGCAGACCUGCUUAAAGACUGUUGUGCUGCUAGUGGAUAACAAAAAAAAUGUGCUGGUUUUUAGAUCAGACGGCAGUGUGCUCCUGAAUGAGAUGCCAGUGAACGUGCCUCAUGUGUCAGCUAGCUUCUCAGUAUUCAAGCCAUCUUCCAACUACUUUGUUGUACAAACUUCUUUUGGGCUUCAGAUGCAGAUCCAGAUGUUUCGAGUCAUGCAGUUGUUUGUGACAGCUGAUCAAUCAGUUAAAGGAAAACUGCAAGGUCUUUGUGGAAACUUCAAUGGAAUGGAAGGUGAUGACUUUAGAACAACCAGUGGGCUGAUAGAGGCUACGGGAUCUGCCUUUGCUAACAUGUGGAAAGCUCAGUCCACCUGCAGAGACCAAGCAGAAAACCUAGAAGACCCCUGCAGUCUCAGCAUUGAAAGUGCAAAUUAUGCUGAGCAUUGGUGUUCUUUGCUGAAAAACCCCAAGGGUCCUUUUGCAAGAUGUCACCUGGUCAUUGAUCCUUCAGAAUACUACAAGAAAUGUAAAUAUGACACCUGCCUCUGUGAAGACAAUGAAGAAUGUUUGUGUGCUGCCCUSUCCUCUUACUCGAGAGCCUGUGCUUUCAAAGGGAUCAUACUGGGAGGCUGGAGAAAGAGUGUCUGCAGUAAUGAAGCAUCUUCUUGCCCAGGAAAUCAGGUCUUCCUUUACAAUCUUACAAUGUGCCAGCAAACCUGUCGUUCCCUUGCUGAUGGUGAAAAGUAUUGCUCGCAGCACUUUGCUCCUGUGGAUGGCUGUGGCUGCCCACAAAAUACAUACUUGGAUAACCAGGAUAACUGUGUGCCCAUCUCCCAGUGCCCAUGUUAUUACAAGGGAUCAUACCUGGAAUCAGGGGAAUAUUUCACAAAAGAUGGAGAACGCUGUGUUUGCCGAAAUGCAAAGAUCCAGUGCACUUCAGUGAAAAUAAGAAUGAAAAGUGAAAGAGAAUGUUCUUCUAACAAGACAUACUUCGACUGCAAURCAUCCUCAAAGUGGACUUCACAAACACCUGUACAACUUAGCUGUCAUACUCCUCAAACUGAUCAUUUCCAGACAGAGUGUGUCUCAGGCUGUGUGUGUCCUGAAGGUCUAUUUGAUGAUGGCAGAGGGGRCUGUGUUGAGGAAAAGGACUGCCCAUGCAUGCAUAACAAUGAGUGGUAUUCUUCUGGAGACAAGAUAAAAGUGGACUGCAACACCUGUACCUGCCAAAAAGGGGUUUGGAAAUGCACUGAGGAGGUGUGCUAUGGAACCUGUAUGAUAUAUGGAAGUGGCCAUUACAUCACUUUUGAUGGGAAAUUCUAUGACUUUGAUGGGAGCUGUGAAUAUGUGGCUACUCAGGACUUUUGUGGUGACAAGAAUUCCAGCGGCUCAUUCAGUAUCAUCACGGAGAAUGUCCCUUGUGGAACUACRGGAGUCACCUGCUCAAAGGCUAUCAAAAUGUUUUUGGGGAAAACUGAACUGAAAUUGGAGAACAAAGAAUACAGAGAAAUUCAGCGAGAURUUGGUGGUGAUGUGCAGUAUUGGAACAGGACAGUCGGCCUGUACCUGGUUAUUGAAGCUAGCAAUGGUGUGAUGCUGAUCUGGGACAAGAAGACUACUGUUUUCAUCAAGCUGAGUCCUGACUACAAAGGCAAAGUUUGUGGUCUGUGUGGCAACUUUGAUGACAAGUCAAACAAUGACUUUACAGCAAGGAGUGGACUGCAGGAUGCUAAUCCUCUGAAGUUUGGAAAUUCCUGGAAGCAGUCUCCCAUGUGCCCAGAUGUAACAGGAGAGAUUAAGCCUUGUGAUUUGAAACCACACCGGAAGUCCUGGGCAGAGAAAGAAUGCAGCAUCAUCCACAGUGAAGUCUUCAAAAUUUGUCACUCCAAGGUGAAUCCACAUCCUUUCUAUGAAGCUUGUGUUCAUGAUGCCUGCUCUUGUGACAGUGGUGGAGAUUGUGAGUGCUUCUGUUCUGCAGUGGCUGCGUAUGCCCAAGAGUGUACCAAGGCUGAGGCCUGUGUUUUCUGGAGAACUCCUGAUAUCUGCCCGAUAUUCUGUGAUUACUACAACCCUCCUGAUGAGUGUGAGUGGCACUAUGAGCCUUGUGGCAGUAAUAUCACAACCUGCAGGAUGAUCAACAAUGUCAGCACCAACUUUACAGUACCAUUACUGGAAGGUUGCUACCCCAGAUGCCCUAAGGACAAGCCUAUUUAUAAUGAAGAGACAAAGGAAUGUGUGACUGAAGAUAAAUGUUGGUGUUACAUCGAAGGUGGAAUCCAUGUACCCCCUGGGCAAGAAAUACCCACAAAAGAAAACUGUACAAUAUGUGUCUGUGGCCCCUCAGGAUCCAUCCAAUGUAAACCAGUCCCAGGGUGUCCUUGUGUCAUCAAUGGAACGAGUUAUGAAGUGGGUGAAACUGUGGCACAAGUACAGGAUGGUGAUGUGUGUAUAAGAUACAUUUGUGCAGAAAAUGGCUCUGUAGUUCCUGAUGCAGUCUUUCCUUGUCCAACAUCUUCACCUACAACCAUUUCAACCUCCUUUCCUACCAGUACUCUUACCACAGUUACCACUACAAGCCAUCCAGUAACUACAACKCCAUGCUUUGGACUAAUCUGUGAUUGGACUGAGUGGUUUGAUGUUAGUAAACCUGAAGAAGGUGAUGGUGACUAUGAAACAUAUGAUAAAAUAAAAGAACACGGACACAAAAUAUGUGAAGCUCCUGAACAAAUUGAAUGCAGGGCUAAGGAUCAACCUGAUGUGAGCUUAGAAGAACUUGGUCAGAAAGUAGAGUGUGAUGUUAAAUAUGGACUGAUCUGUAAAAAUGAGGAGCAAGAUGUAACAAUGUGGCAACUUUGCUAUAAUUAUGAAAUCAGAGUAAACUGCUGUGAGGUGCAAGAAAUUCCUUGUGGGCCUACAACUAAACCUACUACACCCCAACCUGGAACUUCAACCACCACSAAGACGACAGUACCCAUCACCACAACAGCCAGGACUUCAACAGAAAUUACCACCACGCCCACACAUGCCCAUUCCACCACCAGUGAGCAUACACCAUCAGUCCCCACUCCAGUAACUCCAUCUACAGGCACACCUCCAUCUACUCCGAGUACACCAAAAUCAACAACMACUCCCUCGACACCGGAGACUCCCACCACCACCACCACCACCCCAACAUCAACUACUGUAUCAACACCCACCACAACUACUGGAAGCACAUCCUCACCCACACCAACAUACACCACCACCCUACMAACUCCAGGUACUUCUCUGGACUGUACUCUGAUGUGGUCCUUUGCUAUGGGAGAAAUGAAGUACCACCCCUACCACCACCACAAUGCCCCCCAGCACCACCACCGGCGGCAGCACCCCAAAGACGACGACUGUUCCUGUCUCAACGACACCCAUUUCAACUACUUCAAGCCCAUCCACGCCCACACCAACGUACACCACCACCGUACCAACUCCAGUUACACCUACGACCACAACAAGCACAGCCACCCCUACUGCAGAAUGGCCAAACACUUCCUCAUCACCGGAGACUCCCUUCAGCACUACCAGCACCACGAUGCCUCCCAUCAGCACCACCAGCAUGAGCACCCCAGGCACAACAACUGUUACUGUGCCACCAUCACCUAUUUCAACUACUCCAAGCACAUCCAUGCCCACACCAACAUACACCACCACCGUACCAACUCCAGUAACACCUACGACCACAACAAGCACAGCAACCCCAUCAACAGAACUGACAACCACUCCCUCGUCACCAGAGACUCCCACCAGCACCCCCACCCCCACUACCCCCACUACCACCACUACCCCCACCACCCAAAGCUGGGAUUUUCAUUAAACUACUUUCUGACCCCCCUAAACUGCCCGAAUCGCCCCCCGAGACAACCCCCCCACCACCCCCACCACCACCACCUCUCCGGGCACAACAACCACUGGAUUACCAACAACCACCACACGUCCUGGAGGUAUGUUCCCAAAAGCAUUAUACCUACAAAGACACCGAGCACAGGAUCCUCUACACCAGAAUYGCCAACGACUUCCAUGCCAACGUCAUCUGAAACUCCCAUCAGCACUGCCAGCACCACAGUGCCCCCCAGCAGCACCACCAGCAUCAGCACCCCAAAGACAACAACACCAAUUGUUACUGGCACAUCAACAACCUCCUCAACUACUUCAAGCACAUCCACACCCAAACCUGAAUAUACCACCACUCUACCAACUCCAGUUACACCUACGACCACAACAAGCACAGCAACCCCAUCAACAGAACUGACAACCACUCCCUCAUCACCAGAGACUCCCACCAGCACCACCCCCACCGCCAGCCCUCCAGGCACAACAACCACUGGUACUGGAACAACAACAACCAUCUCAACUCCUGCAAGCACACCUCCAUCCACUCCGAGCACACCAAAACCAACAACCACUCCCUCGACACCGGAGACUCCCACCACCACCACCACCACCCCAACAUCAACUACUGCUACUGUAUCAACACCCACCACAACUACUGGAAGCACAUCCUCACCCACACCAACAUACACCACCACCCUACCAACUCCAAGCACACCUCCAUCUACUCCGAGCACACCAAAAUCAACAACCACUCCCUCGACACCRGWGACUCCCACCACCACCACCAGCCCUCCGAGCACAACAACCACUGGUACUGGAUCAUCRACACCCACCUCAACCACUGGAAGUAUUAUCACCAUACCCCCAUCGGGUCCACCCACAGAAGCAAUAAAGAGUACAACUGGACCAACAGAGUCAAGCACUCCAGUUACUCCUUCAACUACGCCACUGUCAACAACUAGAACAAUGGAGACAAGUACAGGGUUUACUCCAAGCUCCAGUAGUCAACAGUCAACCUUGCCAGUGUCAACAACCCCAGUGACAAUUACCACCUCUGAAGUCACUAAAACAGGAUCAACCACCAAAACCACGACUUCUGGCCCCACACCCUCAAGGUCCACCAGCACCACACCAGUAACCAAAACACCUGGCCCUGAGACCACUACCGCUAGGACCCCGAGCCCUCCAACAGAACCACAUAUCACCUCCAGCCCCAGCACCACCACAACCUCAGGACCAAGCAGCCCUACAGCAACACCACCUUUCACAGAAUCAACCACCAAGACCACCACUUCAGGCCCUACACCCUCAGUGUCCACUCCCCACACCACCACAAUUGGAACAGAAAUAAGUACCCCAAUGACAACCUCUGCAACUAUUACUACUCCAACAACAUCACCUGCUGUCACCACCACGACUUCAGGACCAUCUUCCCCAGAGUCUACUUCCAGCUCUACUGUACCUCCGCCACCAGAAUCAACCACCCCUGUGUCAACCACCACCUCUGGUACUACUCCAACAAAAACCUUUACCACCACUUUAGGAACGACCUCCAGUAGUUUUACCACAAUCAAUGCAACCACCACCACCUUCAAAACCUUUCCGCCUAGCUCAACUACUACAUCUGGGCCUACUACAACAUCYACUGCAGUCACCACUACAGGAAGUUCUACACACAGUACCACUCCUCCAGUUAAUGGCUCAAGUACAACUACAAGUCUAACACCAACCACUCCUAAAAAAACUUGUACUAUUUUCCCUGAUGAAUCUUAUGAGGAAGGUGAGUCAUGGUGGCUCUGUAACUGCACAAAGGCAAUAUGUAUAGAAGACAACAUAGUCCAGGUGAUUCCAGUAAUCUGCAAUCCACCUCCGAAACCCACGUGUGCCAAUGGACUUUCUCCUGUGCCAGUCAUUGAUGAGGAUGGAUGCUGCUGGCACUGGGAGUGCGAUUGCUACUGCACUGGCUGGGGAGAUCCACAUUACAUGACUUUUGAUGGGUUGUACUACAGCUAUCAAGGCAAUUGUACAUAUGUCCUUGUGGAAGAGAUCAAUAAGAAAGUUGACAACUUUGGUGUCUACAUUGAUAACUACCAUUGUGAUGUACGGGAUGUAGUUUCCUGUCCUCGAACACUCAUUGUGAGACACGAGACUCAGGAAGUGAGGCUAACAACAGCACAACCAAAUACUCUACAAGUAGAGGUGACAGUGAACAACCAGCUCGUGGCUUUGCCUUAUAAGAAGUUUGGCGUGAGCAUCUAUGAGUCAGGCAUAAAUCGUGUUGUGGAAAUUCCUGAGCUGAAAAUGAAUGUCACCUACAAUGGCUUGUCCUUUUCUAUCAGAAUGCCUUACCACCUGUUUGGCAACAACACCCAGGGACAGUGUGGUACUUGCAAUAACAACACGGCAGAUGACUGCAUGUUGCCAGAUGGAAGCAUUGCAGAAAACUGUGAAACCAUGGCAGAUCACUGGCAAGUUGUCGAUCCUUCCAAACCACAGUGCUCUCCAGGCCUAGUUCCUACAGGUGCACCUAGCACAACGCCAGUACAGCCUUGCAAAGAAUCUGCCAUCUGCGAGCUCCUUUUGGGAAGUGUGUUCAAGCCAUGCCAUGGGUUUGUCCAGCCUGAAAAGUACUAUGCAGCCUGCGUUUUUGAUAGCUGCGUACUUCCCAACCUAGACCUGGAAUGCUCAAGUCUGCAGAUCUAUGCUGCCACCUGUGCUGAUCAAGGAGUGUGCAUUGACUGGAGAAAGCACACCAAUGGUGUAUGCUGCACUCAUGAAUGUCCCCCUGGUAAAGAAUACAGAGCAUGUGGUCCUAUUAAAGAGAUGACCUGCAAAUCAAGAGGACAGAAUGAAACAUCAACUAAACAAGUGGAAGGCUGUUUCUGUCCUAAUGGAACCAUGCUGUACGACUCUGGUGUGGAUGUCUGUGUGAAAACCUGCGGCUGUGUUGGAGUGGAUAUGAUCCCAAGAGAGUUUGGAGAAAAGUUUACAGUGGACUGUCAGGACUGUAUUUGCCUGGAAGGUGAACAUGGCAUUGUGUGUGAGCCUCAUAAAUGCGAACAGAAGAAGGUCACUUGUGAUGGAGAAGGCUUCUAUGAGGUCACUGAAGUAAAUCCUGAAGACUCCUGCUGCCCACUGUUCACUUGCAAAUGCAAUACAAGCUUGUGCACAGCUAAAGCCCCCAAGUGCUCGCUGGGAUUUGAAGUUCAUUCUUAUAUUCCCAGUGGUCAGUGCUGUCCUGUGUACCAAUGUGUUCCCAAGGGAGUUUGCGUACAUGAGAGUGCUGAGUUCUUGCCCAACUCCUCAGUCUUCGUUGACAAGUGUCAGGAUUGUGUGUGCACAAAUGAUGUUAACAUCAGCACUCAACUGAAUAUCAUCUCCUGUCAACGUCUCCCCUGCAACAUACACUGUGAACCUGGAUAUGAACUUAAACCAGUGAAAGGUGAAUGCUGUGGAAGAUGUGUGCAGACCAAGUGUAUUAUACACGCAGCAAACAAUUACCAACUCAUCUUGAGUCCUGGAGAGUUUAAAAAUGAUCCUCACAACAACUGCACCAUUUAUAGCUGCAUAAAUGUCCACAACCAGCUUAUCUCUUCCACAUCUGAGAUUACCUGUCCAGCAUUCAAUGAGGAGAGCUGCAAACCUGGAACCAUUUCGUACCUACCUAAUGGUUGUUGCAAAACCUGUGCCCCUCUGGACAGCCGCACACCGUGCUCUGUGCGCCGCAGGAAAGACUUUAUCGUCUUCAAUGGCUGCCGCUCCGUGGACAGAGUUGAUGUGACUGAAUGUGAGGGAACAUGUGGAACCUUCUCGCUAUACUCUGCUGAGGCCAAUUCUAUGGACCACAGCUGUUCCUGCUGCAGAGAAACAAAGACUGUUGAGAAGCACGUGGUACUGAAAUGCCCCGGUGGGCACGCCAUGUCACAUAAAUACGUAUAUGUGGAGAGCUGCAGCUGUCAAGACUCUGAAUGCAGCAUACCACGGUCCAAACAGCUGCAGAGCAAGGAAGAAAAUGACAAGGCGAGCGCUCUGAAGCGGAUCAAGAGAGCCAUCAGCUUAACGUCAAAAUGAAGGCAGAAAAAACCUGGCAUCAUUAACUGAAAGGACUAUGAACCAUUCUUGUCUUUGACAAUUUUUGAACUUUACUUUUCCCAGUAACUGUA